Molecule: messenger RNA, 1050 nt
Organism: Sorex fumeus (smoky shrew)
Lineage: Eukaryota; Metazoa; Chordata; Mammalia; Eulipotyphla; Soricidae
Gene: ST6GALNAC2
Product: ST6 N-acetylgalactosaminide alpha-2,6-sialyltransferase 2
Exons: 8
Coding region: 1-1050 (349 amino acids)
Molecular function (GO): sialyltransferase activity
Source: RefSeq, a predicted model, not a curated record
AUGGGGCUCUGCCGGCGUCGGCUCACCUGGUUGCUGCUCCUGCUGGCCGUCAUCGCGGGGACCCUCCUGUCCCGGUACCCCGCGGCCCUGCGCGUGGACUCGGAGCCCCGGGCGGGACCCUGCCGGCGCUCGGUGCGUGGGGCCGUUCAGCAGCACCCGCGUUUCCAGAGGCUCUUCAACCUCUCUGCCCCGGUGCUGCUCUCGGAGGACCUCCUCACCCCAGAGCUCUGGGCCAGACUGAGCCAGCGCAAAGCCCCCUACGGCUGGCAGGGGCUCUCCCAGCAAGUCAUCACCUCGACCCUCAGCCUUCUGAAAGGCUCCGACGGCACGGAGCUAUUUGGGGGUCGCUGGAGACAGCGCCCCCGCUGCGUUCGUUGUGCCGUGGUGGGCAACGGGGGGAUUUUGAACGGCUCCCGCCAGGGGCUGAACAUCGACGCCCACGACUUUGUCUUCAGGCUCAAUGGCGCCGUGAUCAGAGGCUUCGAGCAGGACGUGGGCACCAGAACCUCCUUCUACGGCUUCACAGUCAACACCCUCAAGAACUCCCUCCUGGCCUACAGGAGCCUGGGCUUCACCUCCGUGCCCCAGGGGCAGGACCUGCGCUACAUCUUCAUCCCCUCCGGCAUCCGCGACUACGUGAUGCUCAGGUCAGCCCUUCUGGGAGAAGAGGUCCCCGAGGGCCAUGACAAAGGGGACAGGCCUCAGAAGUACUUCGGACCGGACGCCUCUGCCGGCAAGUUCAAAUUGCUCCAUCCCGACUUCAUCAGCUACCUGACCGAGAGGUUUUUGAAAUCCAAGUUCAUCAAGACAAAAUUUGGGAACCUGUAUAUGCCUAGCACGGGGGCCCUCAUGCUGCUCACAGCUCUGCACACCUGUGACCAGGUCAGUGCCUACGGAUUCAUCACAAGCAACUACAAGAAGUUUUCUGACCACUACUUUGAGCGCGUCAGGAAGCCGCUGGUUUUCUACGUGAACCACGACCUGUCCCUGGAGGCCACGCUGUGGAAGUCCCUGCACGAGGCAGGCAUCCUUUGGCUGUACCAGCGCUGA